GGGAAAACCGGGCUAGGCCUUGCCUGUAAUUACGCCGCCACCAUGUCGAAGUCUGAGGGAUCGUCCGAUUACGGGUGCGAUAUGUCUCCUCACGAAUCCCCCAAAGAACCCGAACAGCUACGCAAACUGUUCAUUGGAGGCCUAAGUUUCAAGACAACAGAUGAAAGCCUUCGCAAUCAUUUUGAACAAUGGGGCACACUUACAGACUGUGUGGUGAUGCGAGACCCAAACACUAAGCACUCCAGGGGCUUUGGAUGUGUCACUUACUCGGCAGUGGAAGAGGUUGAUGCUGCCACGAAUGCCAGGCCCCACAAAGUUGAUGGGAGAGUUGUUGAAACAAAAAGAGCUGUAUCCAGAGAGGACUCUCAAAGGCCUGGAGCCCAUUUAACAGUAAAAAAAAAAAAAAAAAUCUUUGUUGGGGGAAUUAAAGAAGAUACAGAAGAGCACCACUUAAGGGACUACUUUGAACAGUAUGGCAAAAUUGAAGUUAUUGAGAUAAUGACUGACCGUGGCAGUGGCAAGAAGAGGGGGUUUGCCUUUGUUACUUUUGAUGAACAUGACUCUGUGGACAAAAUUGUCAUUCAGAAAUACCAUACUGUGAAUGGGCAUAAAUGUGAAGUCAGGAAAGCCUUGUCAAAGCAGGAAAUGGCCAGUGCCUCAUCCAGCCAAAGAGGUUGUAGUAGCUCUGGCAGCUUUGGGAGUGGACGUGGAGGUGGAUUUAGUGGUGGUGAGAACUUCCACCAUGGCAGCAGCUUUGGUGGCCGUGGAGGGUUUGGUAGUCGCAGUGGCGGAGGUGGUGGUGGUGGCUAUGGAGGCAGUGGAGAUGGCUACAAUGGGUUUGGCAAUGAUGGCUAUGGUGGUAGUGGCCCCGGAUACUCUGGAGGAAGCAGGGGUUAUGGCAGCAGUGGCAGCUAUGACGGCUAUAACAAUGGAGGUGGCGGCUUUGGUGGUGGCAGUGGGGGAAGCAGCUUUGGAGGCGGUGGAAGCUACAAUGACUUUGGCAGUUACAACAACCUCUUUGGGCCCAUGAAAGGAGGAAACGUUGGAGGCAGGAGCUCUGGGCCAUAUGGUGGAAGUGGGGGUGGCUACGGUGGCUCUGGUAGUUGCAGUAGCUAUGGCGGCGGAAGGCGGUUUUAAUUCCUAGGAAACAAAGCUUAGCAGGAGAGGAGAGCCAGAGAAGUGACAGGGAAGCUACA
Lacerta agilis (Sand lizard) is the source of this 1196-nucleotide messenger RNA. RefSeq names its product heterogeneous nuclear ribonucleoprotein A1-like. Lineage: Eukaryota; Metazoa; Chordata; Lepidosauria; Squamata; Lacertidae. The record is from RefSeq and is a predicted model, not a curated record. Gene Ontology annotation, molecular function: RNA binding.